UUUCCGCUAGCCUCCCCGCCCCCGCCCCCCGGCGCCCCCACCCCCGCGCCCGCUCCCCUCCCCCUGCCCAAAAAGACACAGUCGCCUCCCGGAGUGGCGCCUCCAGUCGCGGCGGAUGGAGGGCGCGAGCGGGCGGCCGCGGCGGCUGCACCCGGCGGGGCGCUGAUGCGGCGCCUGGACCUCGGCUGCGCGACUUCGGGGGCGUCCGCCGAGUCGGCACUCCGCGAUGCAGCUCCUGAAGGCGCUCUGGGCACUCGCAGGGGCCGCGCUCUGCUGCUUCCUCGUCCUGGUCUUCCACGCGCAGUUCCUGAAAGAAGGUCAGCUGGCCGCCGGCACCUGUGAGAUUGUGACCCUGGACCGGGACAGCAGCCAGCCUCGGAGGACUAUCGCCAGGCAGACAGCUCGCUGCGCAUGCAGGAAGGGGCAGAUCGCUGGCACCACGAGGGCCCGGCCCGCCUGUGUGGAUGCACGAAUCAUCAGAACAAAGCAAUGGUGUGACAUGCUCCCGUGUCUGGAGGGGGAGGGCUGCGACCUGCUAAUCAACCGGUCAGGCUGGACGUGCACACAGCCCGGUGGGCGGAUAAAGACGACCACGGUCUCCUGACAAACGCAGCCCCCACGUGGCCUCGGCUCCCUGGAGAGUGCACACCCUGGCCACGGUCCUCUAUCUGCCGCAGACUUCGCCCGUUCCCCACCCUCCGCCCCCUCUCCGUUUCCCUGUGGCCAGUCCAGGACAGCUUCAGUCCCCGGCGUUCUGAUCUCGAGUCUGUCCGGCUGAGCCGAGGAGGCCGGACUCGGACCCACAGGCGGGAGUGGCGCCGGGCCCCAGCAAUACUCGGCCCGUGGGAGCCUGGCCGUGGCGCUGGCCCUGCUGUCCACGGGGCCAGAGGAGGGGAACGCGGAGCGGGACCAGGAGGUGCCGGCGGCCAGAGGAGGCUGCGGCCCAGCCAGCCUUAGCCACGACGUGCGGUCCGGGAGACUGUCAGGUGCAGAAGCCACCUCUUCUUGUGCCCCAGACUGUCUGAAUUGCUUUUAUUUUCUUAUACUUUCAGUAUACUCAAUAGACCAAAGAGCAAAAUCUAUUUUAACGUGGACGCACCCUUACUGUCAGAGUCCCGGGUUCGACCGUGGGGGCGGGAGGGCAAGCACGGUGGCAGAGACACGCUGGUGGCCCCGGCGCAGUGGAGAGAGCGCCUGCGGCGGAGGCCUCCCUGCCAUGGACACUCCGGUGCACCCUAGAAGGAUGGGCGCCGGCCACAAGGACGCCACCGCUGCACAGCUGCGGGAACCCGCCGGGGCCCGGCCACCGAUGGUCCCUGUGCAGACACUGCGAGCCCCCCGGGAACACAGACCGCUUUAUUCCUCUGUACUUAGAUCGACUUUAUCGUACUAAAAUCACUUUCUGUUUUAACCAGUUAAACAUGCCUCUUCUACAGCUCCAUUUUUGAUAGUUGGAUAAUCCAGUAUUUGCCAAGAGCAUGUUGGGUCUCCCGUGACUGCUGUCUCAUCCGAUACACCAUUUAGCUCCAGAAAGCAAAUUAAAGAAAACUAAAGUAACACUUGUUUGAAAGAGAUCAUUAAAUGUAUUUUGCAAAGCCUAAA
Cynocephalus volans (Philippine flying lemur) is the source of this 1602-nucleotide messenger RNA. It is a transcript of the gene TAFA5, whose product is annotated as TAFA chemokine like family member 5. Gene Ontology annotation, molecular function: G protein-coupled receptor binding; receptor ligand activity. The transcript is spliced from 4 exons. The record is from RefSeq and is a predicted model, not a curated record. Gene Ontology annotation, biological process: G protein-coupled receptor signaling pathway. Lineage: Eukaryota; Metazoa; Chordata; Mammalia; Dermoptera; Cynocephalidae. The coding region runs from base 227 to 604 and encodes 125 amino acids.